GCAUUAAAAUUGAAGUGUAAUUAGUGAGAAAACUUAUGUCACCCUGUUUCACCUCCCACAUUUUCCCAUCACCCGCUCCCACCAUUCAAAUAUCUCAAGAACGGUAGCUGCAGCUACAAUGCAGUCAUAUAUGGAUGUAUCCAAACUCCAAACUCCCAACCAUAAUUUAAUAAUCCAACCCAAUCAACCUUUUCAUUUGUCAAAUCACAAUGAAAUUCGCCCUUGUAAAUUCACAUUGUUCCAUUGUUGUUUUAAACUUAUAAAUAAAUUAAAUUACCAAAGAAAUAAAAUAUUGCAAUAAGUUUUUCAACAAUGGAUUGGAAUACAAUGACAAGUACUUGUUGGAGCAACUCUGCAACUUUAAGAAUCCUUGGCAUACUUCUUCUAGGUCAACUAGUUUCUUUCUCACUUGCUCUCAUGAGUAUCACUUCUUCCCUCAUAGCCCAAUUUGGUGUUGAUGCACCUUUAACUCAGAGCCUAUUUACAUAUGCAUCUUUAGCUUUAGUCUAUGGAAGCAUAUUGAUUUAUAGGCAUCAAAAACCUCUGGUUUCUUGGUAUUGGUAUUUAUUAUUAGGCUUUGCUGAUGCUCAGGGCUGUUAUUUGGUGAUAAAAGCAUAUCAGUAUAGUUCAAUUACAAGUGUAACGUUACUGGAUUGUUGGAUAGUACCUUGGGUGAUUAUACUCACAUGGAUAUUCAUUGGCACACGUUAUUCCCUAUGGCAGUUAGCUGGUGGAACAAUCUGUGUCCUUGGUCUCUCUCUAGUUCUACUUUCCGACUCUGUCGGUGGGGGUGGUGGAGGUGGGUCUAACGCUAUCUUGGGUGAUGUACUUGUGAUUGUAGGGACAGUUUUCUAUGCAGUUAGUAAUGUUGGUGAGGAAUUUUGUGUUAAGAAAAAAGAUCGUGUUGAAGUAGUUUCCAUGCUUGGUGUUUAUGGCUUCCUUGUUACCGCUGUUGAAGUAUGUAUUCUAGAACGGAAGACUCUGGAAUCGGUCAAAUGGUCUACAAAUAUUGUACUUGCUUUUGCCGGCUAUAGUGUGUCAGGCUUCAUGUUUUACUCACUUGCUCCUUUUGUUCUAAAGUUAAGUGGAUCGACAAUGUUCAAUCUUUCUCUUCUAACUGCUGAUAUGUGGGCAGUGAUUUUUAGAGUUUUCUUUUAUAACCAAAAGGUGGAUUGGUUGUACUUCCUCUCUUUUGCAGUUGUUGGUAUUGGUCUCGUCAUUUAUUCUACAACAGAGAAGAAGUCAGUUACUACAUCAGCUACUGAAGAUGGGAAGAACACAGAAUACCAAAUACUUGAUGAUGAAAGCACAAGUGGCAUUUAACACGUACCACAAUUAAACUUGUCAAUGUCAGUAAAACAAAAUGAGUCGCGAGGAGAAAAUUCUUCAAGGUUUGAAUCACGCAAAGUCAAUUUUAAAGGAAGGAUAUAUCAAAGAACUUACUUUUGGCGUGGGAGAUUCGUAAUAAGAUUCAAUAAAAUUGUAAGAUCCAACCGUUCAUCUAAAGUCGUCUGUCAUAAACAAAUUUAAGGGUGGGUCCAUGUUAAAUGUCACGGAAAGCACUAACAUUUGAAACUAAUUCUUUAGCCUCUUCUUUCGCCUAGCUUCUUUUGGGCUUGUGUUUCUCCCUUACAAGAAUAAGUUGGUCCAAAAUAAUUUUACAAAAAAUCUUUAAAAAACAAAUGAGCUUUUUUUUCUUCUAAAAAACAUGAACUUAUUAACAGGUUCGUCUCAGUAUUUUUAAAGAUCAUGUUCGAAUCUUAAAAUUGGACUCUUACCAUCAAAAUUCAAGAUUCUAACAUUUGGUAGUAAAUGAUAUCUCUUCUAGUAGGAUGCAGUCAUAGACUCACGUGCAAAUAUAGAAUUGUAAAGUGUUUAUCAAAAUUAAGAUAUCAAUAAAAUUAAUUUUUCAAAAGUUAGGGUAUACAAUAAAAAAAAUUAGGGUCUCCCUAAUUGGGGGCCUAUGUCAAUGUUCUGGUUGGACAAAUUGAUAGCUAGCUUUGCUUAUUUAUACUGAACACAAACAACAAAAAGUGAACUUUAAAAAUAGCUACGCUAAUGAGUGUUUAAAAAGAUAUUGGUUAAAAGUUUCACAAAAGAGGAAUAUGAAAUAGUGUAUUGGUUAAAGAGUUUAUAAAAGAAAAUGUUGCCUUAUAAAUAUAAGUCAAACAUCUAUCAAAAUAAUAAAUGCAUGUUUUUCAUACAAAAUAUUUUUCUUUUACUUCCUUAAAUAAUUUUGUAAGGAUAUUUGUUGGCAUUCAUCUAAAAAUAUAUUUGAGUUACUUUGAAGAUUGAAUCGUCUUGAAAAAUGUCUCACACGUCCCAAUAUGGUAAAGAAAGCUAGAUGUCAAACUAUAUAUACACAUUGACAUCUUACUAUUUAUUAUAAGUUGCAUAAUUCAAAAAUAUUUUAAAUAUGUUUUUCAUUUUCUUCUUAUUGUCUCUUAUAUUUUUGUAUAGAGUGCUGCAAGAAGUAGUUUAAAUACUUAUUUGAAGAUUAUGAGUGUAUUUGUAUUUGAGUGAAGUCUAUCUAUUAUAAAAACUUUUAAAUA
This is a messenger RNA of Cicer arietinum (chickpea), 2552 nucleotides long. RefSeq lists its product as uncharacterized. Gene Ontology annotation, molecular function: transmembrane transporter activity. NCBI's taxonomy places the organism in Eukaryota, Viridiplantae, Streptophyta, Magnoliopsida, Fabales, Fabaceae. The record is from RefSeq and is a predicted model, not a curated record. Gene Ontology annotation, biological process: transmembrane transport. Gene Ontology annotation, cellular component: membrane.